GGGGCCACUCGCCCGCCUGUCGCGCUCCGGGCGUCUCCUGUCCCUCUGAGGCGCCACGGCUGCUUGGCAUCCCGGCUGCCCUAUCUGGAGCGCUCCCAGUGCCUGCGGGAGGAGAGGAGCUUGGCCAAGCCGAGGCGGCCCCUAGGGCGCUAUUCGUUGUGGAGACAGAGACGAGACCCAUGGAUGAGCGGCGGAGGGCGGCACCCGCACUGACGCGAGUUGGGGCCGCCACUACCCGCCGCCCGCCGCGCGAUGAGCAAGCUGGCGGAGACGCCCUAGCCCGGUGAACGCGCAGGGCGGAGCGCGCAGGUGGAGCUGUGCUCUCCGCUGUGCGUCCUGCGCGGGUCCCCGGCCACAGGGAGGAUGGGUGCCAGCGCCCUGGGGCCGCACCCGCCGCUGCUGUCCCCACGCCCACCGCGAGCCCAGAGUCCGGCCGGCGCCCUGCGCUCAUGGACGGUGGCUCCUGGCUGGCGGCGGCGCGCCCCAGGGCUGUGAAUGCAACUCGUCUCUCCGCCGCGCUCCCCGCCCGCCCGCCAGCCGGGACGUGGUAGGGGAUGCCCAGCUCCAGUGCGAUGGCAGUUGGCGCGCUGUCCAGUUCCCUCCUGGUCACCUGCUGCCUGAUGGUGGCUUUGUGCAGUCCGAGCAUCCCGCUGGAGAAGCUGGCCCAGGCGCCGGAGCAGCCCGGCCAGGAGAAGCGCGAGCACGCGUCUCGGGAUGGCCCGGGGCGGGUGAGCGAGCUCGGGCGCCCCGCGAGGGACGAGAGCGGCAGUGGCCGGGACUGGAAGAGCAAGGGCGGCCGCGGGCUCGCCGGCCGGGAGGCAUGGAGCAAACAGAAGCAGGCCUGGGCCACUCAGGGAGAGGGCGCCAAGGCCAGGGACCUGCAGGUCCUGCCCCGCGGGGACACCCCGCAGGGGGAGCCCCUGGCUGCGGCAGCCCAGGACGCGGCUGGGCCGGACCUUGCUCCAGCAACCGAGCCGCCGGAGGAGUACGCGUACCCGGACUAUCGCGGCAAGGGCUGCGUGGACGAGAGCGGCUUCGUGUAUGCCAUCGGAGAGAAGUUCGCGCCGGGCCCGUCGGCCUGCCCCUGUCUGUGCACCGAGGAGGGGCCGCUGUGCGCGCAGCCCGAGUGCCCGCGGCUGCACCCGCGCUGCAUCCACGUCGACACCAGCCAGUGCUGCCCUCAGUGCAAGGAGAGGAAGAACUACUGCGAGUUCCGGGGCAAGACCUACCAGACUCUGCAGGAGUUCGUGGUGUCUCCAUGCGAGAGGUGCCGCUGUGAGGCCAAUGGGGAGGUGCUGUGCACAGUGUCCGCGUGUCCCCAGACGGAGUGUGUGGACCCGGUGUACGAGCCCGACCAGUGCUGCCCCAUCUGCAAGAACGGUCCAAACUGCUUUGCAGAAACUGCUGUCAUCCCAGCUGGAAGAGAAGUGAAGACGGACGAGUGCACCAUAUGCCACUGUACCUACGAGGAGGGCACAUGGAGGAUCGAGCGGCAGGCCAUGUGCACAAGACACGAGUGCCGGCAAAUGUAGGCGCUGGGCCCUCCGGACACUCUGACUUUUUCUAGAAUCUUCUACUGAUGUGAACGUUCUCGGUGACUCUGGGAAAUACCACGCAAAAGGAGAAGACUUUUGAUGAGGAAUAAUGGAACACUACGGGCACCGUGGCUUUUCUCGGUAACAAUUACUGUAAGAGGAGGGAAUGGGUAUAUUUCCAAUCAUCAACAAGAACUUUGGACAUGAAAUCCCUCUCUAAAUAAAUGUGCUAUUUUCACAGUAAGUACACUAACGUGCACUCUUAUAUAUUAAAUGUAUUUCUAUAAUCUGCACAUCAGAGAGCUUCUAUAAAUGUUUUCUAUAGAUACAGAUUAAACUUGCUGUGUUGUCA
This is a messenger RNA of Rhinolophus ferrumequinum (greater horseshoe bat), 1887 nucleotides long. RefSeq names its product von Willebrand factor C domain containing 2 (gene VWC2). Gene Ontology annotation, molecular function: protein binding. Gene Ontology annotation, biological process: negative regulation of BMP signaling pathway. The record is from RefSeq and is a predicted model, not a curated record. Bases 555 to 1532 code for a protein of 325 amino acids. Gene Ontology annotation, cellular component: AMPA glutamate receptor complex. NCBI's taxonomy places the organism in Eukaryota, Metazoa, Chordata, Mammalia, Chiroptera, Rhinolophidae. The transcript is spliced from 4 exons.